UAAGGUAGAAGAAAUAGUAAGGGAUGACCCCACAAACAAUAUUCCGGAUACAAUAUUUGCAAAGCUUGGAAUGCAGCUUCAUAGGAGGAACCACCAUCCACUUGGCAUCCUUAAGAAUGCAAUCUAUGAUUAUUUUGACACAAACUAUCCAGACAAGUUCGACAAGUUUGAUGAUCUGUGCCCUAUAGUUUCUGUUAGACAGAACUUUGAUGAAGUGUUGGUACCUGCUGAUCAUGUAAGCAGGAGUUACAAUGACACAUAUUAUGUGGAUUCUCAAACUGUCCUAAGGUGCCACACCAGUGCACAUCAAGCUGAGUUACUGAGGAAUGGAUACACCCAUUUUCUUGAUACUGGAGAUGUGUACCGUAGAGAUUCCAUUGACUCAACUCACUACCCUGUAUUCCACCAGAUGGAGGGUGUAGGGGUCUUUGCUCCAAAUGAUUGGGAGGCUUCAGGUACUGAUGCAACGUCACAUGCUGCAGAAGCUCUGAAGAAAUGUCUUGAGGGUUUGGCUCAGCAUCUAUUUGGUGGGGUGGAAAUGCGCUGGGUUGACACUUAUUUCCCGUUUACUAGUCCAUCAUUUGAACUGGAGAUAUAUUUUCAAGAUCAAUGGAUGGAAGUUUUGGGUUGUGGAGUGACAGAACAAGAAAUAUUGAAAAGAAGUGGUAGAACGGACAAUGUUGCUUGGGCAUUUUGCCUUGGAUUGGAGCGCUUGGCUAUUGUUUUAUUUGAUAUUCCAGAUAUUCGACUUUUCUGGUCAACUGAUGAGCGGUUCACUUCUCAAGUAAUUUCCGGCCGGCUUGGGCUGAAGUUUAAGCCAUUUUCCAAGUAUCCACCUUGUUAUAAAGACAUGAGCUUCUGGAUCCGUGAUUCAUUUACCGAGAUCUGUGAAGUUGUUAGAGGAAUUGCUGGAGACCUUGCCGAGGAGGUGAAAUUGAUCGACAACUUCACCAAUAAGAAAGGAAUGACGAGUCAUUGCUAUAGGAUAGCUUUUCGGUCCAUGGAACGUUCACUAAUGGACGAGGAAAUAAAUGAUUUGCAGUGGAAAGUUAGAGAACAGGUGGAGAACAAGUUAAAGGUUGUUCUAAGAUGAGCUAUUUCAAUUGUUUGUUUUUCACUUAUUUUGUAGCUCACAACAUGUAGUUAUUUACAUGAGUUU
Molecule: messenger RNA, 1159 nt
Organism: Solanum verrucosum
Lineage: Eukaryota; Viridiplantae; Streptophyta; Magnoliopsida; Solanales; Solanaceae
Product: phenylalanine--tRNA ligase, chloroplastic/mitochondrial-like
Biological process (GO): phenylalanyl-tRNA aminoacylation
Cellular component (GO): cytoplasm; mitochondrion
Molecular function (GO): ATP binding; phenylalanine-tRNA ligase activity; tRNA binding
Source: RefSeq, a predicted model, not a curated record